This is a messenger RNA of Canis lupus familiaris (dog), 6073 nucleotides long. It is a transcript of the gene FGF17, whose product is annotated as fibroblast growth factor 17. NCBI's taxonomy places the organism in Eukaryota, Metazoa, Chordata, Mammalia, Carnivora, Canidae. Gene Ontology annotation, biological process: positive regulation of protein phosphorylation; regulation of cell migration; animal organ morphogenesis. The transcript is spliced from 5 exons. The record is from RefSeq and is a predicted model, not a curated record. Gene Ontology annotation, molecular function: type 1 fibroblast growth factor receptor binding; growth factor activity; type 2 fibroblast growth factor receptor binding. Gene Ontology annotation, cellular component: cytoplasm. The coding region runs from base 4869 to 5519 and encodes 216 amino acids.
UUUCUGCCCCUGGUCUGAGGGAGGGAGCCCCAGCUGGUGUGGGUCUUCCGGUGUCCACACUCCCUUCUGGCUGGCUGGUGUUCCAGGGACCAAACCAAAGGGCCAGAGCUGCCUGCCCCUGUCAGACUGGCCUCAGGAUCUUCUCUCCUGGCCCAAACCACAUCUGUCCACCGUCAAGUCCACAGAACGUCUCCUGGAACCUCAGAGGCACGAUGCUAGUUCUGCUCUCCAGGCUUGCAUCCUGUUCAGGCUGAGCUCCUGCUCAUUUGUGUGAAGAUCUGUGUCAGGCAGGAGCCCAGAGGCCUGUUCUUUCAAGGAAACCCUCCCAGACAGGGCAGGUGAGGCCGGCUUUUCAGAGGCUAUAGAGGGCCUCUUACAGGAGGUGGACUCCCAUGCUAGGGCUCUCCCAGGGCAGCUCUGGGAGCCACGGAACAGGGUUCACCAAAGUGUUCAGGGAAAGCAGUGGGGGAAUAGGCAAGGGGAUGAAUGACCCAUUGCGUGGCUCUGGCCUCCUGCCCUCUCCCAGGCCUGGAGCCUGGUUCACCCAUCAGGACACACAGAGCCCCCACUUGGGGUUAUACUGCUGGGCUUCUCCCUGGCCCUCCCCACACUCCCACUGGCCAAACCUAAAGUGGGCCAAUGGGGAGAUGGCCCUGCCUCUCUCCAGGAUCCUUAGGCAGGGUCCCCAGAGGGUUGGAGCUCUUUGAUGCCUGCACAGGCAGGUCAGCAGCCAGGCCCAAGUGCUCCUGUUCAGCUUCAGCUUCUCUUCAUGCCAGAGAGAUGGAGGAGGGUAGGGCUACCGUUCUCGUUGCUCGCUUUCUACACCCCGGGAGACGGGUGUAGGCAUUGUGCACCCUCUCUGACAAAUGAGAAUGAGCCACUGAACUCGGGUCGCCCAGAUAGUGACAGGAGACAUCAGUUCACUUCUGGCUCCAGGUGGGCAGCAGGCGUUCACCAUGGCCUCGUGACACAGGGUAGACAAAUCCCUCACAUCAAGUCACGUACAGUCUAGUGGAAACCAAAGCCACCAAUAAAAUGUCAGUUACUGUCCAGUGCUUCGGAGGAAGCGAAACAGGCUCCCUUCCAGGCUGGAGAAGUACCGUUGAGAUCAGAGGAAGUGCCUCAAAGGAGAAGAGUGCCGAGCAGGGGGCGGCCGGCCUCGUGAGUAGCUGCCAGAAGGACCCUCGUAGGAGCAGAAGCCAAGAGUGCAAAAGGGCCUGAGGAAAGCGCAGGCUUGGAAGCCUGAACAAAAAGGAAGUUGCCAUGAUUCUAGUAAUAAGGUGUUGGGAGUGAUGUGCUGCUCCGAGUGCCUCACUACAGUAACCCGGUUUCUCAGGCCUGGAAAGUGAGGCACAGGGGGGCAAAACAACUCGCCCCCAAGGCCGCACAGCUAGUGGAGGAGCCAGGGUCCACCACCAGCUCUGGUCUUGAACCUCACAGCAGCCAGAGAGGUAGGACAUCUCAGAAGCGGAAAGCAGGAGUGGGCAUGACGUCCCCCGGGGAGCUGGGACCCUGGCAGGGGCGGGCCCCCAGCCAGCUCUAGCGAAGCAGGGAUUCGCGGGGGGCACUUCCCUUUGCCUCCACCCAGCAGACCCGGCCCGGGGUCCACAACAGCUAACCAGCUGAUUUAAUCUCCAAGUGCUGGCAGGCAGUAGGGAUCACAGGGCAAGGAUGGAGGGCUCCCCGUAUUGUAAGGGCCCCUGUGCCCUGCCCUGCCCAAGCCCCAGCCCCAGCCCUUCUGUUUUUCGACAGGAAAAGGGUGGGCUGGGGUCGAAGCAGGUGGUGACAAGUGGCAGGUCUGCAGGUGGUUUCUGCGGGCUCUGUGUCUGCACCAGCUGGGCUGUUAGAAGGAGCAGGCGUGAGACGCCUCAGCUGGGGGGUGUUGAACUUGGCACUGGGGGGUGAGGAUUAACCAAGGCAACCCAGGCUACUUCUCACUUCCCUUACCACCUCCUGCCACCUCCCCCCAUAAAUGUUAAUGAACCCGACCCUUCUGCCUCCCAGCUCCCUCUAGUCAAGGGAGAGAGUGGGUCAAAGUUGAGAUAAACUGAAUCUGGACCCAUAAGGGGGUCUAGGCCCCUUGCCCCCACUCUUUUGGCACUUGAUACUUUUCAGGGAGCGUCCACCUCAGUUGAUGCUCGUGGUGGUGGCAGUUUUGACAGCAUCAGUAAUGGCCAUUUCGUAUUUAUAAAUUAGAAAGCUGACACCAGAGAAGUGAAGGGACUUGCGGUGGGUCACGCAGCCCGGAGAGGACAGGACCUGGGGAUGGGGAGAAAAAUCCAUGGAACACUCUCCAUGCUGCCUCGCCUCUUGGAGCCCAGCACUGGCCUUCCCAUAGGGGUAAAGGAGCAAGCUGAGUCAGAAAGCCAGGCCUGCAGGUGCACAAAUGGGAAGGGACAAGGAGCAGAUGUCGCACCAUGAAACUGGCUACCCAGCCAUGCCCCAGAGCCCCCUGGCACAGGCCCCUGGCUGAGCCCCAAGGCCAAGCUUGACUGCUGGCAUCUGUUACCAUGGAGACCCAGGCCGGGCUGGGGGGCUGGCCAGUGACAACAUGCCCCUCCCCCACCGACAGGAACCAGGCAGUCAGGCUCAAAGGGCAGAGGACUGGAGCCCAGACAGUGCGCUAGGUGGCACUCCCCACACCUGACGCUUGAUUUAAUUCCAUCCCCCAGCUCACCUGCCCAUCCCAAACUCCAAGCCUGAACUGUCCUUCCAGCACUUGCUCUCUCACCUGUCAUCCCAGGACUGAGGGCCGGAGGGGGUUGCCUUGAGUCCCCCACCUGGGAGCUAGCAGCUGGCCAGACAUGGGGGAGGUCACAGGCUCCCCAGGAGACAGAGCUGGAGCAAGCACCAACCACAGCGGAGACGGAGACGUAAAUUCAGGAGCUUCCACAGAAGAGACAGAGUUUAAAUUGGGCCCCAAAAGGAACAAAUGUGGAAAAUGGAAAUGACCGGGCGAAAGCAGAGAAGCAGCUCAGGCUGGGGCAUGCUCAGAAAAUGAUGAGCACUGGACUGGGAGUCUGGGCACCUGGUAGCUUGUCCGAGUCACGCCACUCACUCACUAGCUGCGAGACCCCCCUGGGCCUCACCAGUGGGUGAGGAGGCUGGACCAGAUGCAGAAUGUCUAAGACCCCUUCUGGUUCUGACACUAUGAUUCCAGUAUGGUUCCAACCAACCCUGGACUCCCCCAGGGACAGGGCUACCACUGCACCCCCAGGCCAGUGCAGGCUCAACAGGGCCUUGAGCCCCUGCAGGGCGCUGGGGCGGAGCUGGGAGCCAGGUGCUGGGGCUGGACAGCUGGAGGUGGCCAGGAGGUGGCCUUGGGGCUGGUCUGUGGGGGGGGAGGGGUGGCAGACAAUUUUGUGGAUUGACGUAGCUCAGGAAGGUGAGAAGGAGGCUUGGAGGUGAGAGUUUCGCCCUCCUGCUCAUCUCUUUAGGUAAAUAUAUCCACAACCAGCAUUUCCCCUUCUCUCUCCAUCCUGGGGGCACUUAGACAUCCGGGGAGCCCAGAGCUGAUGUGUGAGCUCUGCUUCCCUACGCGGGGUGGAGGGGCUUCCCUCAGAGAUCCCCCCCAAAGCCAGAAGCACGAGCUCCCUUCUACAGUCACCAUCACCCACCUUCCGUGGGGAAGGAACAGUUAGAGUUCCUGGUCACCAGCUUCCAGGACCUUGGUGACUGAAGCCUGGAGGGCAUGCACACAGCAGACAGGCUCCAGAGAGACCCACGUGGAAUAGAAAGAGCACUGACUUUAGGAACCUGGAUCUACCUACCAUUCACUAGCUGGGUCAUUCUGAGCAAACUACAUACCCCUGUGCCUCAGUUUCCUUCUCUGUCGAAUGGGGUAAUACCGGCAGGGCAGGACCAGGGGUCCUGUGAAGAGGCCGGUGGGCACUUCACUCCAGGCAGCUGCUGCUGCCGCCAGGCUGGGGUGGAGGCCCGGGGGGUGGCUGCUGCCCGGGCGGUGGAUGGUGAGCGAGGCCCAGGACAUAGGACGCCUUUGACGUCUGCUAGGUGCAGUCAUCUCCUGCGGUCCUCCGACGUGAGGAGGCAUCUCUCAGGAGGCAUCUCUCAGAGAAAAAGGUCCCGGGCCCAGAGACAAGUAGUUGGUGCCAGUGCGCCAGUCUGUCUUUUCUGAGACGGCAGGCCAGCUUUCUGGAUUCCUCGGGGUCCCUCCACAGCCCUACCUGCACCUUGUCCCCCAUCCCUGGCCCCCAACCUGUUGCACCCACUAUUUGCUGCCAGUCGGGACAGCCUUAACACCUCCAUCCCGGUGGCCAGACAGCAGAGGGGGGGGCAAGGGGUGACAGAGGCAGUGGAAGCAGGCGCUCCUAGCCAAGCCCACCGCCUGCCCCCUGGAGGGAGGCUCCUCCUUUUAAGGCUGCUUCUGGGAAUUUCCACCCCCAGAGCCAGACUCAGCAACCCCUGGCCCCGGAAUGCUACCUGGCUCCCACUUGGGGAGGUGGGGCAUCAGACCUGAGGGCAGGAGAAGCUGGCCCUGGGAGGGGAGGAGGGGCCCUCCAGUCCAGGUCUGAGGGUCAGGAAAAACCUGGGAGACCACAGGGGCAGCCUCCUUAGCCAGCAGCUCCAUCCCCUGUGCUCGGGGAGCCCCCGCCAGCGGCUGCUUUGCCGGCUCACUGGCCGGGAAGGUGGACACCUCACACCUCAGUCUCCCAAUUACGCCCUCCUCCCCCACUCCUCCUCCCCUCCCUUCUCUCCUCCUCCUCCCCUCUCUCUCCUCCUCUCCCCCCUGAAAACCUGUGGCUUGAAGAGACCUUGGCUUCUCUAGGACUCUACCCCUGGGGAACUGCCCAUAUCUGCUCCUGAGUUUGGGGGCAGGGGGGCAACCGCCCCAAGAAAUCUCUCCGGCGAUGGGAGCCACCCGCCUGCUGCCCAACCUCACUCUGUGCCUGCAGCUACUGAUUCUCUGCUGUCAAACCCAGGGGGAGAAUCACCCGUCUCCUAAUUUUAACCAGUACGUGAGGGACCAGGGCGCCAUGACCGACCAGCUGAGCCGGCGGCAGAUCCGUGAGUACCAGCUCUACAGCCGGACCAGUGGCAAGCACGUGCAGGUCACCGGGCGUCGCAUCUCUGCCACCGCGGAGGACGGCAACAAGUUUGCCAAACUCAUAGUGGAGACGGACACGUUUGGAAGCCGUGUGCGCAUCAAGGGUGCUGAGAGUGAGAAAUACAUCUGUAUGAACAAGAGGGGCAAGCUCAUUGGAAAGCCCAGCGGGAAGAGCAAGGACUGCGUGUUCACGGAGAUCGUGCUGGAGAACAACUACACCGCCUUCCAGAAUGCGCGGCACGAGGGCUGGUUCAUGGCCUUCACGAGGCAGGGCCGGCCGCGCCAGGCGUCUCGCAGCCGCCAGAACCAGCGAGAGGCCCACUUCAUCAAGCGCCUUUACCAGGGCCAGCUGCCCUUCCCCAACCACGCCGAGAGGCAGAAGCAGUUCGAGUUCGUGGGCUCGGCCCCCACCCGCCGGACCAAGCGCACGCGGAGGCCACAGCCCCUGACGUAGUCAGGGACACAGGGGGCAGCGGCCCCUCACCAGCCUUCCCAUCCCCUUCCCUUCCUAAUCCCAAGACUGGGCUGGGGUGGAGGGAAGGGAACCGGAGCCCCCCAAGGGGGACCCUGAGGACCAAGGAGCAGCAGCGAGGCCUCAAGCUGGAUGGGGCGGGACUGUCACAGACCAGGGCUGGGGCCUCAGGGCAGCCGCCCCAGACCCGACAGGGGGGUGGAGGUUGGGGCAGACCCCCGGGGCCAGGAGCUGCAGCGGGACGGGACUCGGGCUCCCCGAAGCAGGUGGACAGGGCAGCAGAUUCCGGGCCUUGGCACACGCCGCCUGGAGGAGGCCCUCUUUAAACCCUGCCUGCGGAGUCUUCCUCAGUCUGCCCCCAGCCUCCAAAUCCCUCCUGGCCAGACUGUAGGAAGGGACUUGUCUGUGUGUGUGUUUCAGGAAAAAAAAAAAAAAAAAAAAGAAAAGAAAAAGGGAAGAGAGAGAGAGGAAAAAAAAAAAAAGAGGGAUGGUCAUUUUUCACAUUCCAGCACCCAGGCCUGCACCCCCAUCCCCAA